Peniophora sp. CBMAI 1063 is the source of this 765-nucleotide messenger RNA. Lineage: Eukaryota; Fungi; Basidiomycota; Agaricomycetes; Russulales; Peniophoraceae. The record is from the annotation of a GenBank genome assembly.
AUGUCUAUCUGCGAGAGCGAUGCGGGCGCAGAACUCCUCAACAAGGCUGUGCUCUCCGCCCUCCCCGGUGUAUCCGAUCUCCACACCCCGCCCUCCGCUCAAACCUCCGCCAGCGCGGACGCAUGGAACUGCCCAGUGAAUGGAUGCAUGCAGACCGUCCGCCCCUUCGACCUCACCCAGCAGCAGCGUGAACUCGUCGUGACGCUAUCCGGGGAUCCGGAUGCAAUGGUCAUACAAGAUAGCCGCGGCAGGGUCCGUCUCCGUCGUCGUGAUCCUUGGAUGUUUCUUCGCUAUAUCGAUGCCAUAGCUUGGGACCAUCUAUCUUGGCACCUGCACCGCGCACACAUCACUUUCUACUACCCCCAUCCGAGCAAGCCGUAUAAGGAAUGCCCUGGAUGGUGGUGGAGUGAUGUCUUGUUGGCACGCGACCGCUCGCUCCAACUGGAAGUGACGGAACUGGAGGCUUCAGCAAAGCAGGACAGGCGCCAGUGGAUAGUUACUAAGGCAAUCGACUCCGCACAGCGCAAGGUUCAGCGUGCCUGCGCCCGCCUGACGCGCUGGCGUUACAACGCCUUGCACGCGCGGAGAGAACUUGUCUCGGACAUGUUUAGUCUCGAUCGCGGCUUGGUCGAGGUCGGCCGCGCAUUACUGGCGUUGGUGCGCCAACAGGAAUCUGACCCUGCCACAGCGGCGUACUCUGAGGAGAUCGCGCACUAUCGAGCUGUAGAGAUGGAAUGGACGGAGGAACAGUACAUAUGGUUCUGA